AUGGAGAAGAAAACACUAACCAACAAUGUUGUAGUGAGGAGGCUCAAUUUCCCAGAGUCACCUUACAUCGGAUAUGACGGCAGACAGAGUUACCCUGGCCAUCCUCUCAAUUUCGACUGCCUCCGGCCUAUCCCUCCAAAUUGUAUGAAUUCCUCUCUGGAUAGAGCGAUAAGAGAAGUCCCGUGGCAACCUCGGUCGGAGAUCCUCGAUAGACGUAUUGUGGAACCUAAAUACAUGGAUGAAUGCAAGGGUACCCCUCGUCAAGAGUACCAGGAGGGGUUGGUUGACGGCAUACGUGUACGGCAAGUUUUCAAUCCGUAUGUUAAGAUGGACAACUACCAAACAAAUAUGUAUAACUAUUGGGAUUCCCGUGAUAACAGCUCCUGGGAUCCUAGGAAAACGUCGUUAAGAGGAGGAAGGAAAAUGUAUAACAUUCCAGAGGACUUGUUUCCUUAUAAGGAUGAGUUGGGCGAGUGGCAUCCUCCCAGGAUAUCGGGUCGAUACGCUGCUGAUGUCCGCAAGCAAUAUUACAUACACAGUUUGCCGUGGAUAUGGGACCAAGAUGCGAUGGAUGCUGGGAAGAAGCACUUUAUGGACCGCGAGCCUCUGGGCAAUAAACGAUGGUUCCGCCGAGAAUAUAGGAAAGCCAAGACAGCGGAAGCACUGAGGGGGAUGGACGCUCUUGUGGAGGAGUAUAGGAGAGAGACUAGGGCUGCGAAACCGUAUACUUGGUUCGAGAGGACUGUCCAUGAAAUGGCUGGAAACCAGAUAGCGCCGAAAUACGUGCGAGUGCGCAAACUGCCAAAAAUGUGA
Messenger RNA from Perkinsus marinus ATCC 50983, 813 nucleotides. Its product is annotated as BIR protein, putative. NCBI's taxonomy places the organism in Eukaryota, Perkinsozoa, Perkinsida, Perkinsidae. The record is from RefSeq and is a predicted model, not a curated record. Bases 1 to 813 code for a protein of 270 amino acids. The transcript is spliced from 9 exons.